AUGCAACUAGCUUAUAACUCAAGAUUCAAACCUCAAAGAAAUGACAUAUCUUUGAAAUUGAAAAAAAACAUCAAAAAGAUCAUAGCUUCAAUAUCAAUCGUCAUCACCCUUCUCUUCAUCAUAUACAAAACUACAUCUUCUUAUUCCCUUUCAUUUGAUAAACAUCGUUAUCCAAAAUAUCAUGGAAUUUAUAAAAAUGAUUUAUAUACAAAAUCUCCAUUGAUCUUCCCAAGUGUUGAACAUGCACCAUUAUUAAGAGAAUUAACAAUAGAUGGGCUUUUCAACACCCAAUUAGAUGCUCAAGGUAAUAAAAAAUACUUGUUUACUGAUGCUUUUGAUGAUGAAGAUUCAAAAUUGAAUAAUAAAUUAGAUUCAGAGGAAAAUACAAAUCAAAUGUUGAAAGUUAAAAACUCAUUCUUAAAUCAUGGGAAAACAAGAUUUAAUGGUCAAGUCUCUCCAGAAAUUGUUUUAGUUACAGGUAUUGAUUUUGAAAAAUAUGAAUUGAGUCACCUAACUAAAAUUGUUCAAAAUAGAGUAAACUAUGUUCAAAAGAAAAAAUAUGGGUUAUAUAUUCGUUGGUUACAAGAAUUCACCCCAAUAAUUAAAGAAUCCCAAUCAUCAAAAGAAUGGGCGAAAUUAUUCUUGUUAAGAUCUGCAAUGUAUGCAUUCCCUAACGCGAAAUAUUUUUGGUAUUUAGAAGAGGAUGCAUUAAUCAUGAGAUAUGAUAUUGAUUUAUACAAAUAUCUAUUGGAUCCAAAAGUCCUAGACCCAAUCAUGCUAAGAGAUCAACCAAUCAUCCCUCCAAAUGGGGUUAUCCAUACUUUUAAAAAUUCAAAAGCUAGUAACGUGGAAUUAAUCCUAACUCAAAUAGGUGCAGAUUUAAAUCUGAAUUCAUUCAUAAUGAAGAAUCAAUUCUUGGCUAAAAGUUUAUUAGAAUUUUGGUCAGAUACAUUAUUUAGAUCUUAUCAUAAUUUCCCUAAAAAUGCUGAAAGUGCAUUAACCCAUAUUUUACAAUGGCAUCCAAUUUAUUUAGCAAGAACUGCUAUUGUCCCUCCAAGAACCAUUGCAGGUUUGCAUACAGCAUUGGAAUUACCUGAAGGUGGUGAUGAUAUCCAUUUCUCCAAUGGGGAUUUCGUUGUUAGUUUAAGAGAUUGUCAAGCUAGAAAAUCUUGUGAAAAGGAAAUUGAUACAUAUUGGGCAAAAUUGGAAAAACAAGAAAAAUAG
Messenger RNA from Hansenula anomala, 1224 nucleotides. It is a transcript of the gene MNN11, whose product is annotated as alpha-1,6-mannosyltransferase. The coding region runs from base 1 to 1224 and encodes 407 amino acids. Gene Ontology annotation, molecular function: alpha-1,6-mannosyltransferase activity. Gene Ontology annotation, cellular component: Golgi membrane; mannan polymerase complex. The record is from RefSeq and is a predicted model, not a curated record. The transcript has a single exon. Gene Ontology annotation, biological process: protein N-linked glycosylation. NCBI's taxonomy places the organism in Eukaryota, Fungi, Ascomycota, Saccharomycetes, Phaffomycetales, Wickerhamomycetaceae.